Molecule: messenger RNA, 3841 nt
Organism: Lepisosteus oculatus (spotted gar)
Lineage: Eukaryota; Metazoa; Chordata; Actinopteri; Semionotiformes; Lepisosteidae
Gene: cfap52
Product: cilia and flagella associated protein 52
Molecular function (GO): protein binding
Source: RefSeq, a predicted model, not a curated record
UUACACGUACAGGAGGCUUUUGCGUGCAGAGAGGAGACAUCCUAGCUCAUCAAACUACAGAAAUAUUUUAUCUUUAAAAGCGAAGACAACGAUGGCUGGAGACACGCCUGAGGUCCCGUUGCUUGAGCUGGAAUCAGUCAUUGGAUUUAAUGGACAAGUGUUCUCUGGCCUGAUUGCCCACCCUGACCAGGAACACCUCAUUUAUCCUCUGGGAUGUACUGUCAUCAUCAAGAGCCUCAAGAGCAACAAGCAGGAGUUUCUGCAUGGCCACACAAACAAUGUCUCCUGUGUGACUGUAUCUAGAACUGGAAAAUAUGUUGCUUCAGGUCAAGUCACCUUCAUGGGCUUUAAGGCUGAUAUCAUUGUCUGGGAUUACUCCAGGAAGGAAAUGUACACUAGAUUACAGCUCCACAAGGCAAAGGUUGAAGCCCUAGCGUUCUCCCCCAGUGACUUGUAUUUGGUGUCCCUUGGAGGCCAGGAUGAUGGCAGCAUUGUUGUGUGGAACAUCGAGAGCAGAGAGGCAAUCUGUGGCAGCCCUGCCUCUGCCCACAGUGCAGGUCACUGCCUGACAGUCAAGUUCUCCAACCAAAGUGAUUACAUUUUUGUAUCGGCUGGAAAUGGGACACUUCGUGUUUGGGAGUUGGAUCUUCCAAACAGAAAAAUCCGACCUACGGAAUGUCAGACUGGACAGCUGAAGAGAAUAGUAAAGUGCUUAGAAAUUCCGGAGGAUGACAGCUUUUUCUACUGUGGGACAACUACCGGGGAUGUUCUGAAAAUUAAUCUCAAAACCAAACUUCUCAACUACUGUGCACCUUUGAAAGAGAAAUUCAGCAAGGGGGUUAAUACUCUGAAGAUGCUGAAAACUGGCGAUAUGCUCGUGGGGUCAGGAGAUGGCAUGCUGAGCCUUUGCAAAGAGGCAAACUUCAAACCCAUGAAAAAAGUACAGCUAGAAGGUGGUGUGACAUCAAUCACUUUACGAGGCCAGGGGCACCAGUUCUUUGCGGGAGCAGAAUCUUCUCAGAUUUAUCGGUUUAACUACGCUGACUUUAAAGAAGAACUCAUCAGCACAGGCCACAGUCAUGCUGUUAACGAUGUUGCCUUCCCCUUUGGCUCCUCCGAUCUCUUUGCUACUUGCUCAAAGAAUGACAUAAGAGUGUGGCACACCGAGACCUCUAAAGAGCUUUUACGCAUAACUGUGCCUAACAUAACGUGCAGUGCUGUGGAGUUCAUGAGAGAUGGAAGGAGUAUUAUCAGUGCUUGGAAUGAUGGGAAAAUCCGGGUCUUCACCCCAGAAAGUGGCAAAUUGAUGUUUGCUAUUAACAAUGCGCAUAGCAUGGGUGUGACAGCCCUUGCUACAACCAGUGACUGCAAGAGGAUUGUGAGCGGAGGAGGAGAGGGGCAGGUGCGGGUCUGGGAAAUCGGGCAAGGCUUCCACAGGCUGGCCGAAACAAUGAAGGAACACAAGUCCACCAUCUCCUCUAUAAAGAUCAAAAAGAACGACAAGGAGUGUGUCACUGCCAGCUCAGAUGGGACUUGUAUUAUCUGGGACCUGGUCCGAGUUGUGAGGAAUCAAAUGGUGCUGGCGAACACCCUGUUCCGAUGUGUCUGCUACCACCCAGAGGAGUUUCAGAUAAUCACCAGUGGCACAGACAGAAAGAUUGGAUACUGGGAAGUGUUUGAUGGGUCUGCUAUUCGGGAAUUGGAGGGCUCUCUGUCUGGAUCCAUUAAUGGCAUGGACAUCUCAAGUGAUGGCAACCAUUUUGUUACUGGUGGUGAUGACAAACUCGUAAAGGUCUGGGGGUACACUGAAGGAGAGGUGACCCACAUUGGCAUCGGGCACAGUGGCAACAUCACCCGUGUGAAGAUCUGUUCCAACAGCAAGUACAUCAUCACUUCCAGUGCAGACGGCGCAGUGCUCAGGUGGAAGUACCCACACCCAGUCUCAGACUAAAAGACUGGCUGGCGGGCCGACUGGGUGCCAUUCUGCCCAGGAUCACAAGGCAAAUGCUUGUAGGACAGUGACAGUAACCAUGAGGGUUUCCCAGCUACCUGUGCAGUUGUACCCAUUGUAACUUUCAAAACACAAAUUAACUGCAGUAUUUUUUCAGCUAUACAUAGUUGUUAAAUAAAGUGUGAAGAAUAUUUAAAGAGCUGGCAUUAAUUGAUGUGUAACUACAUCACCCCAAUAUCUAACUCAUGACUGCAGGGCAGUCUUUUUCCACACUGCAUUUAUUGAUCCCACUGGGAUGGCAGACAAAUUACAGGAGUCAAAAAGUAAUUUAUGGGUGUUUUGUACUCCUGCAAAACUCUUUGUCAAUUCAUUUGAUUAAAAAAUGGCAAGAAAGCCAAAUGUGUCUAGCGGUUUAAAAAAUAUUAUUAGCUAAGUGCUGAAAUAAUAUUAAUGUUUUAUUAAAUUUAAUUAUUGAAGAUAUAACAGAGAUUUAAGUAGGUAACGAUUCAGUCAAUAUGAACAUAUUUUGGGAAAAUGAUGCAUUUGAGAUUUUUAUGUUUAUGUUUGUGGUUGAAAACAUCUUAUGGAGAAAAGAGACAGCAACUUUGUUCUUAGCACAACAGUACACACUUCGAAAGUGUCGCUCUAGUCGGAUGGUACAGUUGAUUCAAAUGGAGUAAAGUGCUGUGUUUCACAUCCUGUACUUCCAGUGUUAGAAGUCUUCCUUGCAUCAAAUUCAUUUGGUCUGAGAAAAUACAGGCCUAUUUAUUCUGCAGGCCAAAGGAUGUAGUUUAACUGAAUUUUAAUGUAUCAGUGAAUUCAUGUCAAGAGUGGACACCAGGAUUCUGAUAAAAGUGAAUAAAGUCAUAAAAGCAUUACUUUAGUUGUAUGAAUACAUAUACCUAUAGGAAAUGGGAAAUGCUAUUCAAAAUAUAUACCUUACAUCAAGGCAUUGAGCAUACUGAAUUAAAAAUGUAUCCUGCAGUUAGUUAACUUAAGUACUUAAGUGAAAAAUACAGGAAUACAGAUACAAAAAAAAAAGGAUUUCACAGUAAUCCUUAGUGGCAGCUGAAGUAUCGCUCCAUGCAUCCCAAAAAACAGAAAAAAAGGUCCUGUGUUGGGGAGAGUCGGGGUGGGGGUGGAGUUGAGGGGUGAUUACUGGCUGUUUCUGAUUAGGAGAUCAUUUUCAUUCUGGUGUUUCAAAACCUAAAUUAUUGCGUCUGCCCACACACCCUGCCGGUGCAAGGCUGUGUUAAGUUAGCAAAACACCAAGUUUACAUAACAGGGCAUUCAAAGGUCCCCAGUCUGCCCUGAACACUGAGCAGGUCUAGUAUUUACUUGAGUGUGCUGGGUGCUCUAUAGUGUGAAGAAGAGAGCACAUGCGCUGAUUCAUUACUAUCAAUGUGGGGAAAGGUUAAAAUGUCCCACAAAGAUAACUCCUAAAAGACCAGAUUAAUUUCAUUAGCAGUUUCACUUAAAACGUAUAAAAUAUUUUUAUUUUCAUUGCCAUUUACCCUCGCUGAGUAAAUAAUGCUUACUAGCUCUUACCUGACUGCAUUCUGAAUCCUGACAGUAAGGAGCCUCUAAUGUUUUUCCUAACUAGACCUGAAAAAAUAUGGUCCAUUAUCUUUUUCCUCCUUGUUUUGUAUAAUAACAAUUGUUGAUGAGUACAAUCAAUGAAAAAUACAUAUUUAUCUUUGACUGUGCACUGUCCCGAUUUCAAAACAAUUCCCUUCAUCACUAAAUCCCUUUUCUUACUUUACAUGACAAAAGGUUUUUGGAGGUUGUGUCUGUAAUUUAUCAUUAGCUUCUUAUCCUUAGGCUUCUGUUUGUCUUGACUUUCACAAGGAGAUAGUGGCUUAAUCAAAUAAAGAUUAUGGGUUUCUUAUA